Molecule: messenger RNA, 1808 nt
Organism: Pyrus x bretschneideri (Chinese white pear)
Lineage: Eukaryota; Viridiplantae; Streptophyta; Magnoliopsida; Rosales; Rosaceae
Product: carotenoid cleavage dioxygenase 8 homolog B, chloroplastic
Exons: 6
Coding region: 1-1695 (564 amino acids)
Biological process (GO): carotene catabolic process
Cellular component (GO): chloroplast
Molecular function (GO): carotenoid dioxygenase activity
Source: RefSeq, a predicted model, not a curated record
AUGGCUUCCAUAACAUUUUCAGGCACUACUGGAAACUUCUCUUUGCAGCCAACAGCUGCCUUUUCUGAGAACUCCAAUCAUAUAAAAGAUGGGUUUAAUCCCUUAAAGAAGAACUUGAGUAAUACUAGUAAAAAACACAAUGGUCGGAGCUUGGUGUCCACAAAUGUAGCAAGUCCACCAUUGCCGGCAAUAGCUCAUCCACCCCCAAAAAGAGAGAGCGGCAAUGGUUACGACGGGAGUCACGUGGCAUGGACGAGUGUGCGGCAGGAGAGAUGGGAAGGAGAGCUGCUUGUCCAAGGAGAAAUACCAUUGUGGCUGAAAGGGACGUACCUAAGAAAUGGUCCAGGGCUGUGGCACGUCGGGGACUACAACUUCCGCCACCUAUUUGACGGCUAUGCCAUGCUCGUCAAACUUCACUUCCACAACGGUCGCCUCACUGCUGGCCACCGCCAGAUCGAAUCCGAGGCCUACAAAGCCGCCAUGAAGAACAAAAAAUUAUGUUUCCGUGAAUUCUCUGAGGUCCCUAAGCCUAACAAUUUCCUAUCUUAUAUUGGUGAGCUAGCCAACCUAUUCUCCGGUGCAUCACUGACUGACAACGCCAACACCGGAGUGGUUAAGCUCGCCGAUGGUCGGGUUGUGUGCCUCACAGAGACCCAGAAAGGGUCAAUAGUGAUUGAUCCUGCUACCUUGGAAACUGUAGGGAAAUUUAAGUACAGUGACACAUUGGGUGGCUUGAUACACUCGGCACAUCCUAUCGUGACCGAUACGGAGUUUUUGACUUUGUUGCCGGAUUUAAUCAACCCAGGAUAUUUGGCAGUCAGGAUGGAGCCGGGGACUAAUGAGAGGAAGGUGAUCGGGCGGGUUGAUUGUAGCCGUGGACCGGCUCCGGGUUGGGUGCACUCUUUCCCUGUGACCGAGCACUACAUCAUUGUGCCCGAGAUGCCACUGAGGUAUUGUGCUGGGAAUUUGCUCAAGGCCGAACCCACUCCCUUGUACAAGUUUGAGUGGCACCCUGACUCCAAGGCGUUUAUGCAUGUUAUGUGUAAAGCUAGUGGCAACAUUGUGGCGAGUGUGGAAGUUCCAUUAUACAUUACGUUCCAUUUCAUUAAUGCUUAUGAGGAGACAGAUGAGGAUGGUAGGGUGACUACAGUCAUUGCAGAUUGUUGCGAACACAACGCUGAUACAACGAUUCUGGACAAGCUUAAGAUACAAAAUCUUCGGUCGUAUAUUGGCAAAGAUGUACUACCAGAUGCCCAGGUUGGUAGAUUCAGAAUACCACUGAAUGGGAGUCCAUAUGGAAAUUUGGAGGCAGCACUAGACCCAAAUGAGCAUGGUAGAGGGAUGGACAUGUGCAGCAUAAACCCUGCUUUUCUGGGCCAAAAAUACAGAUACGCUUAUGCUUGCGGAGCUCAGCGCCCAUGCAACUUUCCUAACACCCUCACCAAGAUUGAUUUGGUAGAGAAGAAAGCUAAGAAUUGGUACGAUGAAGGGGCAGUGCCAUCCGAACCGUUCUUUGUGGCCCGUCCUGGGGCAACUGAAGAAGAUGAUGGUGUUGUAAUAUCGAUGAUUAGUGCGAAAAAUGGAGAUGGAUAUGCAUUGUUAUUAGAUGGAUCAACGUUCAAAGAGAUUGCUAGGGCAAAGUUCCCCUAUGGUCUUCCAUAUGGACUGCACGGAUGCUGGGUUCCCUCCAAAUAAUCAAAGAAAUGAUGAACUAGCCAGUGGCAGUUCUAGUUUCGUUAUUUACAGCUAGCCAAAAAAUGUACCCACUUCGAAUGCGUUGAUGUGUAGGUCAUGGUUAGCUAGGAACA